Messenger RNA from Anisakis simplex (herring worm), 423 nucleotides. The record is from the annotation of a GenBank genome assembly. NCBI's taxonomy places the organism in Eukaryota, Metazoa, Nematoda, Chromadorea, Rhabditida, Anisakidae.
GGAAAACGUCGAAUGAUAUUGAUUUCAUUGGUGCUCUUCAUGAUAUACUACCUUCUCAACAUGCCAUGGCCGUUCUAUCCGGAGAGCUUGGACUUCAUUCAAGUCAAUGGCACGUACACGGAUGUGACCAAAGUGAAUGGUGGUUGCUACGAUUACUACAAAUGGUGUGCGUGGACAAAACGAACACCAAUCUAUGUGUACAUUUUCUGUGCGACUGUCCUUUUUGGUGUCGCCUUUCCCUACUUUGCCACUCCAUCCGGUACGAUCUAUUCACACGUACUUGGACCUCGUAAUCAGUUCGUUCAACUUCUGAUUGCAUUUCUAUUGGCCUCCAUCUUCUAUCGACGUCUCGUACCACUUCGACUGGUACCGAAAACUGGCGAGUCGGCCAAAUACAAACGAGGAACGUUUUGGCGUUUGUGA